Messenger RNA from Tupaia belangeri chinensis (Chinese tree shrew), 4805 nucleotides. It is a transcript of the gene COL3A1, whose product is annotated as collagen type III alpha 1 chain. Gene Ontology annotation, cellular component: extracellular matrix. Gene Ontology annotation, molecular function: protein binding; extracellular matrix structural constituent. The record is from RefSeq and is a predicted model, not a curated record. The transcript is spliced from 51 exons. NCBI's taxonomy places the organism in Eukaryota, Metazoa, Chordata, Mammalia, Scandentia, Tupaiidae.
GCAAAGGAAUCUCAGUGGCUGAGUUUUAUGACGGGCCCGGUGCUGAAGGGCAGGGAACAACUGAUGGUGCUACUUUGAAUUGCUUUUCUUUUCUCCUUUUUGCACAAAGAGUCUCAUGUCUGAUAUUUAGACAUGAUGAGCUUUGUGCAAAAGGGGACCUGGUUACUUCUUGCUUUGCUUUAUCCCACUGUUACUUUGGCACAAGAUCAGCAGCAAGUUAUUGAGAAUGGAUGCACCCAUCUUGGUCAAUCCUAUGCGGAGAAAGAUGUCUGGAAGCCGGAACCAUGCCAAAUAUGUGUCUGUGAUUUAGGAUCUGUACUCUGUGAUGACAUAAUAUGUGACGAUCAAGAACUAGAUUGCCCCAACCCAGAAAUCCCAUUUGGAGAAUGUUGCGCUGUUUGCCCACAACCUCCGACAGCUCCCACUUACCCACCUGAUGGUUAUGGACCUCAAGGCCCCAAAGGAGAUCCAGGCCCUCCUGGUAUUCCUGGGAGAAAUGGUGACCCUGGUAUUCCAGGACAACCAGGUUCCCCUGGUUCUCCUGGCCCCCCUGGAAUCUGUGAAUCAUGCUCUGGUAAUCAGAACUAUUCUCCCCAGUUUGAUUCAUAUGAUGUCAAGUCUGGAGUAGGAGGAGCAAUCGGUGGCUAUCCUGGGCCGGCUGGUCCUCCAGGCCCUCCUGGUCCCCCUGGCACAUCUGGUCAUCCUGGCUCUCCUGGUUCUCCAGGAUACCAAGGUCCCCCUGGUGAACCUGGACAAGCUGGUCCCGCAGGUCCUCCAGGACCUCCUGGUGCUAUUGGUCCAUCUGGUCCUGCUGGAAAAGAUGGAGAGUCAGGAAGACCUGGACGACCUGGAGAGAGAGGAUUGCCUGGACCCCCAGGUCUCAAAGGUCCAGCUGGCAUACCCGGAUUCCCUGGUAUGAAAGGACACAGAGGCUUCGAUGGACGAAAUGGAGAAAAAGGUGAUACAGGCGCUCCUGGAUUAAAGGGUGAAAAUGGUCUUCCAGGUGAAAAUGGAGCUCCUGGACCCAUGGGUCCAAGAGGUGCUCCUGGCGAGAGAGGACGCCCAGGGCUUCCUGGAGCUGCCGGGGCUCGAGGUAAUGAUGGAGCUCGAGGUAGCGACGGUCAACCAGGUCCCCCUGGUCCUCCUGGAACUGUAGGAUUCCCUGGAUCCCCUGGUGCUAAGGGUGAAGUUGGACCUGCAGGGUCUCCUGGAUCAAAUGGCUCCCCUGGAGCAAGAGGAGAACCUGGACCUCAGGGACAUGCUGGUGCUCAAGGUCCUCCUGGCCCUCCUGGGAUUAACGGUAGUCCUGGUGGUAAAGGUGAAAUGGGUCCCGCUGGCAUUCCCGGAGCUCCUGGACUGAUGGGUGCCCGGGGUCCUCCUGGACCACCCGGUGCUAAUGGCUCUCCUGGACAGCGAGGUGGUGCAGGUGAACCUGGUAAGAAUGGUGCUAAAGGAGAGCCAGGACCACGUGGUGAACGUGGGGAAGCAGGUUCUCCGGGUAUUCCAGGCGCUAAGGGUGAAGAUGGCAAAGAUGGAUCACCAGGAGAACCCGGUGCAAAUGGACUUCCAGGAGCUGCAGGAGAAAGGGGUGCCCCUGGAUUCCGAGGACCUGCGGGACCAAAUGGCAAAAGGUAAUUUACUUUAGGUCCUCCUGGGGACCGUGGUGGUCCAGGCCCUGCAGGGCCCAGAGGAGCAGCUGGAGAACCUGGUCGAGAUGGUGUCCCUGGAGGUCCAGGAUUGAGGGGUAUGCCUGGAAGUCCAGGAGGACCAGGAAGUGAUGGAAAACCAGGGCCUCCAGGAAGUCAAGGAGAAAGUGGUCGACCAGGUCCUCCAGGGCCAUCUGGUCCCCGAGGUCAGCCUGGUGUCAUGGGUUUCCCUGGACCCAAAGGAAAUGAUGGUGCCCCUGGCAAGAAUGGAGAACGAGGUGGCCCUGGGGGACCUGGCCUUCCAGGUCCUCCUGGAAAGAAUGGUGAAACUGGACCUCAAGGUCCCCCAGGACCUACUGGGCCAGGUGGUGACAAAGGAGACACAGGACCCCCUGGUCCACAGGGAUUACAAGGCUUGCCUGGUCCUGGUGGUCCUCCAGGAGAAAAUGGAAAACCUGGUGAAGCAGGUCCAAAAGGUGAAGCAGGUGCACCUGGAACUCCAGGCGGCAAGGGUGAUGCUGGUGCACCUGGUGAACGUGGACCUCAGGGAUUGGCAGGGGCACCAGGACUUCGAGGUUUAAAUGGUCCCCCAGGUCCCGAAGGAGGAAAGGGCCCUGCUGGUCCUCCUGGGCCACCUGGGCUUUCUGGAUCUCCUGGUCUACAAGGGAUGCCUGGAGAGAGAGGAGGUCCUGGAGCUCCUGGUCCAAAAGGUGAAAAGGGAGAACCAGGUGGAGCAGGUGCUGAUGGAGCUCCAGGGAAAGAUGGUCCAAGAGGUCCUACUGGUCCCAUUGGUCCUCCCGGCCCAGCUGGCCAACCUGGAGAUAAGGGUGAAGGUGGUGCCCCUGGACUUCCAGGUAUAGCUGGACCGCGUGGUGGCCCUGGUGAGAGAGGCGAACAUGGGCCUCCAGGACCUGCCGGUUUCCCUGGUGCUCCUGGACAGAAUGGCGAGCCUGGUGCCAAAGGAGAAAGAGGCGCUCCAGGUGAGAAGGGUGAAGGAGGCCCUCCUGGAGUUGCAGGACCCCCUGGAGGUUCUGGACCUGCUGGUCCUCCUGGUCCUCAAGGUGUCAAAGGUGACCGUGGCAGUCCUGGUGGUCCUGGUGCUGCUGGCUUUCCUGGUGCUCGUGGUCUUCCUGGUCCUCCUGGUAAUAAUGGUAACCCAGGACCCCCAGGCCCUGGUGGUGCUCCAGGCAAAGAUGGACCUCCAGGUCCUGCAGGAAGCAAUGGUGCUCCUGGAAGCCCAGGAAUAUCUGGACCAAAAGGUGAUGCUGGCCAACCAGGAGAGAAGGGAUCACCUGGUGCUCAAGGCCCUCCAGGAGCUCCCGGCCCACUUGGGAUUGCAGGGAUUACUGGACAACGAGGUUUGGCAGGACCACCAGGCAUGCCAGGUCCUAGGGGAAGCCCUGGCCCACAGGGCAUCAAGGGUGAAAGUGGGAAACCAGGAGCUAGUGGUCUAAAUGGAGAACGUGGUCCUCCUGGACCUCAGGGCCUUCCUGGUCUGGCUGGUACAGCUGGUGAACCUGGGAGAGAUGGAAACCCCGGAUCAGAUGGUCUGCCCGGCCGAGAUGGAUCUCCUGGUGGCAAGGGUGAUCGUGGAGAAAACGGCUCUCCUGGUGCUCCUGGUGCUCCUGGUCAUCCAGGCCCACCUGGUCCUGUUGGUCCAGCUGGACAGAGUGGUGACAGAGGAGAAACUGGCCCUGCUGGUCCAUCUGGUGCUCCUGGUCCUGCUGGUUCCCGAGGCCCUCCUGGUCCCCAAGGCCCACGUGGUGACAAAGGUGAAACAGGUGAACGUGGUUCUAAUGGCAUCAAAGGACACAGAGGAUUCCCUGGUAACCCAGGUUCCCCAGGUUCUCCAGGUUCUCCUGGUCACCAGGGUGCUAUUGGCAGUCCAGGACCUGCAGGCCCCAGAGGACCAGUUGGACCCAGUGGACCCCCUGGCAAAGAUGGAACAAGUGGCCAUCCAGGUCCCAUUGGGCCACCAGGACCUCGAGGUAACAGAGGUGAAAGAGGAUCUGAGGGUUCUCCAGGCCACCCAGGACUGCCAGGCCCUCCUGGACCACCUGGUGCCCCAGGUCCUUGCUGUGGUGGUGGAGCAGCUGCCAUUGCUGGGGUUGGAGGUGAAAAAUCUGGUGGUUUUGCCCCAUAUUAUGGAGAUGACCCAAUGGAUUUCAAAAUCAACAGCGAAGAGAUUAUGUCUUCACUCAAAUCUGUUCAUGGACAAGUAGAAAACAUGAUUUGCCCUGAUGGUUCUCGUAAAAACCCUGCUCGGAACUGCAGAGACCUGAAAUUCUGCCAUCCUGAAUUCAAGAGCGGAAUAUACUGGGUUGAUCCUAAUCAAGGUUCCAGGAUGGAUGCUAUCAAUGCAUUUUGUGAUAUGAAUACUGGCGAAACAUGUGUAAAACCCAGUCCUUCAGAUGUUCCACGUAAAAACUGGCGGUCACAUUCCAAUACUAAAAAGACACAUGUUUGGUUUGGAGAGGCAGUAGAUGGUGGUUUUCAGUUUAGCUAUGGCAAUCCUGAGCUUCCUGAAGAUGUCCUCUUUGGCCAGCUGGCUUAUCUUCGACUUCUCUCUAGUCGAGCCUCCCAGAACAUCACCUAUCACUGCAAGAAUAGCAUUGCAUACAUGGAUCACUCCAAUGGGAAUCUAAAGAAAGCCCUGAAGAUGAGAGGGUCAAAUGAAGAUGAACUCAAAGCUGAAGAAAAGGGCAAACUCACAUACACAGUUCUGGAGGAUGGCUGCACUACACACACUGGGAAAUGGAGCAAAACAGUCUUUGAAUAUCGAACGCGCAAGGCCAUGAUACUACCUAUUGUGGAUAUUGCACCCUUUGACUUUGGUGAUGCUGAUCAAGAAUUUGGUUUUGACCUUAGCCCGGUUUGCUUUUUAUAAACCAAACUCUGUCCGAAACCCCAGCAAAAAUUCCGCACUUCAUAUCCUCUCGUUCUAAUCUUGUCAACCAGUACAAGUGACCAACUAAAUUCCAGUUAUUUAUUUCCAAAAAUUUUGGAAAAAAAGUAUAAUUUGACCAGAAAAGGAAACUUUUUUUUUUGCUUUUCCAUCAAAUACAAUUUAAAUGCUUUUUGUUUUAUUUUUUUACCAAUUCUAAUUUCAAAAUGUCUCAAUGGUGCUAUAAUAAAUAAACUUCAACACUCUUACAAUAA